AUGACCAAAACAAUAAACAAAAUGUUAAAAGAAGACGAUGAACUAAAACAUCUAGUACAAAUAGCUGUAUACGUAAGAUGCCUAGAACCAACACUGAACCACUUAAUAAAAAGCAACGAGAAGGUUUUGAAAGUACUCAGAUAUCUGAAAGAACGAAAGAUCUACCCGGAACUUAUAACAACAAACAUGCUACAUCAAAUUAUGACGGACGUAAAGAGAACCAGCGAAAACCUGGACUUUGCUAUACCCACAGAGCAUUUAAGAAUAGAAGAAAUAAUCAAAAUAUCAGAAAUUGACGCGAUUCACCAAGACGGAAGGACCAUUGCCGUAAUAUAUGUACCACUGGUGGACAGAGAACUAUAUAAAAUUUACAGACUACAUCCGGUGGCAGUACCACAAAAUGAUCAAAACCAAACAACAGAAAUAGUCUUCGUGAAACCAUUGCAUAAAUAUAUAGCAAUAAAUUCCAAUCAAGAAAGAUACGUUAAGUUUGAUGUGGAACCCACAAUCAAAUGCGCAAAAACACACUAUGCCCUCAUUUGUCCAAUACUUGGUCCAUUUGAGAGCACACCUACAUCAAAGGACUACGAAGUAGGAAUGCUAUUAAACCCCAACACAGAAACACUAAAAAGCUGUGACAUAAGAUAUGGAAUCAGUGCAAAAACCCAAUUGAAAUAUUUAGAAAAUGUUCAAUCCUGGUUAUAUUCAGCUAUCAAACCAGAACAAAUGCGAAUUUCGUGCACAAAUCAAAGAGACACAAAAAUAAAAUUGGAGAAAGCCGGAAUAAUACGACUCUCACUAACGUGCGUCGGGAGAACCACCGACAGCAUGAUAUUUGGACAGGAAACCAAAUCCAGUCGAACUACAUAUUUGUAUAAACCCGAAAUUGAUCUAAAAAUACAUGACAUGUACUCCAUUCUCAACGAAAAAGACCAGAAUCCUGGUCACGAUGCACCCCAAAGCAUUUAA
This is a messenger RNA of Nasonia vitripennis (jewel wasp), 969 nucleotides long. RefSeq lists its product as uncharacterized. Bases 1 to 969 code for a protein of 322 amino acids. The record is from RefSeq and is a predicted model, not a curated record. NCBI's taxonomy places the organism in Eukaryota, Metazoa, Arthropoda, Insecta, Hymenoptera, Pteromalidae. The transcript has a single exon.